AGGGGCCGCGCCGGGGCUGCGGGCGGCCGAGCCCGCAGGUAGCGGCCGCGUCACGCGUGGGCUCCGCCGAGGGUCGCGGCGGGGCUGGCAGGGGACACCGCGCACCCCCGCGGGUCCUACCCCCGCGGCUGCGCGGGGCCGGGGCCGCUCCCCACCCCCACGUUUUGCUCCGUGGAGCUGGGGCCACCCCCGUGUUUUGCUGCGUGGGGCCGGGUCCCGCCCCCCCCCCGCCCCGCGCCGUGUCCCGCGGCCGGCGCUGGUGAGGGACCAUGAAGGUGAAGGUGAUUUCUGUCCUGGAGGACAACUACAUGUACCUGGUCAUCGAGGAGAGCACCCGGGAUGCCAUCGCGGUGGACGCCGCCGUCCCCAAAAGGUUGCUGGAAAUCGUCAGGAAGGAGGAGGUGGUGCUCAGAGCCAUCCUCACCACCCACCACCACUGGGACCACGCGAGGGGCAACGAGGAGCUGGCGAGGCUCUGCCCCGGCCUGCGGGUGUACGGUGCCGAUGAGCGGAUCGGGGCCCUGACUCACAAGGUGACCCACGAGCAGGAGCUGACGUUCGGGGCCAUCCGGGUGAGGUGCCUCUUCACCCCCUGCCACACCUCGGGCCACAUGUGCUACUUCAUGUGGGAGGACGGCUCCCCGGAUGCUCCGGCUCUUUUCUCAGGUGACACUCUGUUCGUGGGAGGCUGCGGGAAGUUCUUCGAGGGGACGGCGGAGCAGAUGUACAUCAACCUCACCCAAAUCCUGGGGGCUUUGCCGAAGGAGACGAAGGUGUUCUGCGGCCACGAAUGCACUGUCCGAAACCUCAAGUUUGCCUUGAAAGUGGAACCGGAGAAUGAAAUAGUGAAGAACAAACUCACGUGGGCUAAACAGCGGGAUGAUGAGGACUUGCCCACGGUGCCCUCCACGCUGCAGGAGGAGUUCCUCUACAACCCCUUCCUGCGGGUCACGGAGGAGCCCUUGCAGAAGUUCACGGGGAAGACGGACCCGGUGGAGGUGCUGAGGACGCUCCGCACCGAGAAGGAUAACUUCAAGAAGCCCAAGGAGCGGCCCAAUCCCCAGGCCAUGCUCGCGUUCGACUGGGGACUUUUCAGCCCCUUCCUCGAGAAGAAGUGAUCGCUGUGGUGGUGGCUCCCGAAACGCAGCAUCCCCAUCGCGGCGGGGGCUUCCUCCCGGGGCUGCGUCCGUCUGGCUCCGACUUACUCCUGUAGGACUCGGCAGUUGGGAACUGGUUUCUGUCUUUAACCUGCUCGUUCUGAGGCCGCUCUGCUUCGCUCCCUCCAGCGCCGUGCCCGGUUCCCCUGGCCAUGGGAGCUUUGCUGAGCUCGGCCAGGCAGUUAAACCCCGUGGGCUGCUGGCAGAGGGUCAGGGCAUGUUUUGGAGGACCUCCCCCCCCCGACAUUGGGGUUGACGGAUGCGGGAGCUGCCGCCCGUCGUGCAGCCCUUUGCCUGCCGGAGGGAGCCGAGGCAGAGUAUGGAGAAGGUGGGGACGCUCAGGGGACGCGGUGCUGUCCCCCACGGACCAGCCGGCACCCCUGGGGGGGCUGUGAGGGUCUCCUGCCGGCAGCCCUGACACACCUGGGUGCUGCAUCGGGACGAGAAGCGGAGACUUGGGUGCACAAGAGGAAGCCAGGAGGGAAUUUGGCAUUUUUCACGGCUGUUUAGCAGUGCCUGCUUGACUCCAGACCUGAGCUAACAGAAACCCUCAUUACAGUGGGGUUUGGGUAUUUUUUUCCUCUUUUUCAGCCCCCCCCUCUAUUUUUAUAGUAGGCCAACAUAGAAAAAUUGCGUGGGGAUUUGUAAUGCAAUCGCUGACUGAUGGGAGCCACCCAAACCACUGACACCGCACAGAGUACCUUCAGGUGGCGUUCAGGCCUGGGGGGGACACGUGCUCUAACCCCCGGCUUUGUAAAUGACUUUUCAAGGUGUGACAGUUUUUAGGCUGCGAACAACAACGCGCUACUAGGCAUCCAUUGCUGCUGCUGCUGGUUUGUUUAUUUUUCUCCCAAGAUAGAAAACCGAAAAACUUGGAUGAAACUUCCUUUUCUGUUGCCUUUUCUUUGGAACAGCUGGGUCUCUUCAGCCUUUAGUUUGUGUGAAAUCAGUACUGUUUUAUUUUUUUGAAGUCUGAGAAAUGUGCAGAGCUUUUAUUGGCAGGUGGUGGGGAGGUGCAUUGCAAACCAGUAAAGUAGUUUUUUUUGGUGUUUUUUUUUUUUUUUUUUUGGAAAACAUAGGGCUCGAUGGUAGCUCUGUAAAUAGCUGUGAAAAUCCCUCCGAAGGGGCUGGGCUCGGGCAGGUUGCUCCGGGGGGGACAAUCGCCCGUCUCUGGUUUCUUCUUUACCUCAAUGUGUGCGACUGUCUCGGUGUUGCUGAGUUUACCCCCAGUUCUGCGUAGUUCAGCUGAAAACACAGCAGAGCAGAGGGGCUGGGCUCGGGAUUCUUUACCGCGUGUUGGCAUUUUAAAGCGUUGAUUAUAAAUUUUGUAGCUCCUAACACUGGAAUAGAGUUGACUUCGGGAUCUUUCAUGUGUGGACUGUGAACUGCACCCAUUACCACUGAAGCCUGGUUUGUGGCUGUUUCUUUCAUUGCUAGAAAUAGACUAAGGGUUUUCUUUUCUUUCUUUUUUUUUAAGUUAUAGUUUUAGAAUUACUCCCCCCCCACACGGGAGGGGAAGAAUUAAUCCUGCUGCGUGAAUUGCCUCAGUGCUCUUGCCUCAAAGUUACUCAGUUUAAAUGUAAUGGUGCAGUUUAUAGAUGUUACCUGGGUGUUCCUCUGGAAUUUUAUUUACCCUUGGAGCAGAGAUGCUCCCCUGUGUGUUCGGGGAGGGUUCCCGACCUAGCAGCGAGCCCGCUCACGUUGACAGCAGGAGCCUGCAGCUCCAAGGCUGGGAGGAAUCCAAGCUGUUCGCGAUACCCCGGCAAGAGCAGACACCCGGGAGCCUCUGCAGGAGCGGAGGUCUCAGCCUGCUCUGAGCAGAGCACCCUUUGGCGGCUUUAGGGGUGUGCGUGUUGGUAGCCUGGUAACUGGAGGUGAGACAAGGAGUUCGCCUCCCUCUCCCUAGUUAUUUAAUUUACAGCUAAUUUAUCUUUAUGUAUUUGUGCACUUCUGGCCUGAUGUGCAUGUUGUCAACAGAGAGAGAGUGUGUUUCUCUCGCACUGACGUUUAUGGUCUCAGCACUUCAGCGCACUGGACUUGACUUUGCAUUAGCAGUGGUGUCUCUUGCUGCAGAUAAAAAUGGUGUGGUUUAGCGUAACGCCGCGCGUUACACAUCUAUGCGUGGAACAGGGCAGUCACUGAAACUACCGACUUGCUUGUAAAAUGAAUA
Messenger RNA from Chroicocephalus ridibundus (black-headed gull), 3327 nucleotides. It is a transcript of the gene HAGHL, whose product is annotated as hydroxyacylglutathione hydrolase like. The record is from RefSeq and is a predicted model, not a curated record. The transcript is spliced from 8 exons. Bases 270 to 1118 code for a protein of 282 amino acids. NCBI's taxonomy places the organism in Eukaryota, Metazoa, Chordata, Aves, Charadriiformes, Laridae. Gene Ontology annotation, molecular function: hydroxyacylglutathione hydrolase activity.